Messenger RNA from Lathyrus oleraceus (garden pea), 1493 nucleotides. RefSeq lists its product as uncharacterized. The record is from RefSeq and is a predicted model, not a curated record. The transcript has 5 exons. The coding region runs from base 433 to 1089 and encodes 218 amino acids. Lineage: Eukaryota; Viridiplantae; Streptophyta; Magnoliopsida; Fabales; Fabaceae.
AAAUGUUUUGAGAACAGGCUAAUUCCUUACACUUUUUUUCUUUCUGUUUUAUAGUAGUUGCACUUAUUUCUCAAUUAGAAAAGCUAAAUAGUCUGUGUAUCUUUGCUUGAUAAAGUUUUUGGGGUUUCUCACAUUUUUACACACUAGCUGUGGACUUAAUGCUACCUCUUUACUAAGCAAAUAGGUUUAUAGAAUAAAUUAGUGCUUUCUGACCUAUAAUUACUGCUUUUCUAUUUUUUUGAUAGAUAUUAGAUUAGUUUACUUCCUAGUAACUUUUUAGUUUUUAUUUUUAAUUCCUUUCUAUUGUUUUGAAUUUCAAUAUACUAGCAGGGUGUUAUUUAUGAUAAAUUUUUCAUUGAUACAUUACGAUCCUUGAAACUCUUUUGUUCCCUUCUAAAAUCCCGAAAUCACACGAAUCAAUUCAAUAAUUCAAUGGCCGCAUUUCGCAUCUCAACCAGAAUCACAAAUCACCAUCGUCAUUUCUUAAACAAAAACUACAAUCACCACUACCGUUCAAUUUUCACCACGCUCCACCUUCAGAAUUCAUGGAUCAACAAGGUCAAAAACGUCUUCACACCCCAAAAACCCCAACAACCCCAACUAGACGCAUCUCAAAUCCCCUCCGGAUCAUUCACGCUACUCAAUUUCGCCGAUGAAAUGAAGAAAGCGAGAAAAAUUGGCGCAUUUAAAGAGUACAUGGUUGGAAGAAGCAGCGAAGUUACUUUCGCUACUGCGUUUGAGAAAUACGAAGCGAUUAUUCGAUAUCUCGCGGCUUUCGAUUAUACCGGAGAGAAUUUGAAGACUAGUCAUAAACAAGAAGCGGCGAAACAUUGUAAUUGCACGAUUGCUGAUGUGGAGAAUGCACUUGCGAAGUUUACUUGGGCUAAAGAAGCUCAGAAGAAGAUUCAGGAGUUGAACAAAGAAGGAAAACCAAUGCCGAAAAACAUUGCUGAACUCCAAAAGCUGGUCGGUACAAAUCCAUUGGAUCUUGCAAGGUCUAAUUUGGCUAAAAGUGGACAAGUUAGCAGGAAUGCCCCCUGUCCAUGUGGAUCGAAGAAGAGAUAUAAAAGGUGCUGUGGAAAGGAUUGAAAGAAUUGAGAGGCUAGAUAUUAAACUGCAAGGAAGCCUUGUCUGUUAUAGGUGCACAUAUAUGCCUGAAUGGAUCUAGACUCGUGCUCAGUUUUAUUUGGUUCAGAUCAAGCCGUCAAAUGCACUAGACUGCGGAAUCGCUCACAAUAAUCAAAUGUCAGGAUGAGAUAUUUUGCCAAAUAGUUGCUUGAGUUUGUUAGUCUGCAAUUUUUGGGAUGUACUUAGGCAGAACUAAAGAGAAUCUUUUUGUUCAGCUGAAGAGAGUAAGAACAAAAUUGUUUGGCAGAAAUUAGUUUUAUGCUCUGUCCUCGAUCCUGUGUAAUAUUGUCUUGAAAAUUAACAUAUUUCAAUUUCAACUCACUUGUUUACGAUUUUCGAAUAAAAAUUGAGGAAAAUUGAUCUCA